GAUCCCUAUAACGAAAACAGUAGAAUACACAAACAAACAGUGGCGUCUAAAAUAAAUUAUAUUUUUAUUUUACUGGCGAAAAUAUAGGAUAAAAUAAAAAGAAAACAAUAGAGUUUUCACUAAAGAGUGUAUGAAGCAAGGAAAUACAUCGAAGCAUUGAAAAAAUAGCACAAAAGCAAUCGAAAAUAACAAAAAAAGAAAUGUAAUUACAUUUGUUUGGGUGCUGCUGCUUCUUUGAAUGGAUUAGCAAAUUACAUAUUACACCAACAACAAAACCACUGGACUGUUAUUAUGGCUGCUCCACAACAAUACUCCCUUAGAUGGAACAACUAUUUUCGUCAUCUAACCUAUGCCCUGGACAAUCAUCGGGUAAAUGAUGAUUUUGUGGAUGUAAGCCUGCUCUGUGAUGGCAGAAAAAUCAAGGCACACAAGGUGGUGCUCUCGGCAUGUAGUUCAUAUUUUAAGGAGAUUUUCACAGAAAAUCCUCAUCCUCAUCCGGUUAUAAUAUUUAAGUUUAUCAAAUAUGAAGAUCUCAAUUCAAUAAUAGAGUUUAUGUAUCAGGGCGAAGUAAAUGUCCAACAAGAAGCAUUGCAAUCAUUUUUACAAACCGCCGAACUGCUGGCAGUCCAAGGCCUUACGGCCGAAGAAAAAGAGAAACCCAAACCGCCCACACCAGUAAUAGAUGAUCAAAAGUUAAUGAAAUCCAUACCCAGUACUAUACGAGCAGUUAAUGAUGCAAGUGCGGCAACACAAACCCUCGAUAUACCACUGCUCCAGCCCACAGCAACACAAUUGCAAAUACCCAGUUUGCAGACACAAACGGCAACAGUACAAAACACAACCCAGCACCAUCAACAACAUCAUGUUCAGACACAAAUGCAACAUAUACAACUCCAUCAUCCAAAUCCACAAAGCACCGGUGGUAAUCAAGUGACCACACAUCAUCAGGUAACUACGGCAACGGGUCACCCACAGCAACACCUACAAUUACAACAUACUCACCAUGCUCCACAGCAGCAACAACAACAGCAGCAGCAAACUCAUAAUCAGCAAGUGCAAGUUACAACACAAGGUGGAACAUUAAAUACAAAUAUUGUAACAUUACCCGCCUCGACAGCAACCACAACCGGAGUUUCGAUGAAGAAACGAAAAAUAACUUUUUCGGAUGAUGAUGAUAAUAUUUAUACAACGGAAGCGGUGGAUGAACAGACCAUAGUAAAGACUGCGGAUAUGACUCUUUUAAGAGGUGCCAUAAAAAUGGAUAUUCCCGAAUAUAUUGUUGGUGAUGUCGAUGAUCGUCUCUCCGACAAUGAAGGUACGCCGGGUAAUAAUCAAGAUUCUGGUAAUGGCGGACAAAAUGUAACACAAUACACCUCCGAAUAUGAGAUUUUAACUGAAUCGGAAAUUGAGGAAAAAUACCAACAUGGUGAUAAUUCAGAAAUAUCACUUGAGAUGGGUCGUCUUUUAAAUCAGACGACAUCAUCGGGUAAUUCUGGUGGAGGCGGUGGCGGUCAACAUCACUUAGAUGAUAAUAAUUCCAAUUCAAAUGUUCUGCUGAAAUCUGAUAACAAAGGAGGAGGGAAUACAACGACAACAGCAGAUUUACCCAAUAAUAAAUGGACAGAAUGUCAAUUUUGCAAAAUGGUUAUAACAACAGUUAAUCUUUGGAGACAUAUUCGUACUCAGCACACACCGCAACCGCCGCGUAAAUGUGAGCUAUGCAAUAAGAAUUUCAAAAAUAAAUACAGUCUUCGAGAGCACAUACGAAUUUCACACGAACAAAAAUUGGGCCUAAAACCGGAAAACUGAUCAAUAGUUAAAGAAUGAAAAUAUUUGUUGUGUAAAAUCUGUAAACGUAAACUAAAUUCGCCGAAUGCCUUACGACGACACAUAGCAUCGAAACAUUCAAAAAUUAUGGGCAAAGAAUUCGA
Messenger RNA from Musca domestica (house fly), 1931 nucleotides. RefSeq names its product modifier of mdg4. The transcript is spliced from 5 exons. The record is from RefSeq and is a predicted model, not a curated record. NCBI's taxonomy places the organism in Eukaryota, Metazoa, Arthropoda, Insecta, Diptera, Muscidae. Gene Ontology annotation, cellular component: nucleus. Bases 292 to 1809 code for a protein of 505 amino acids. Gene Ontology annotation, biological process: regulation of transcription by RNA polymerase II. Gene Ontology annotation, molecular function: protein binding.